AUGCUGGGUGCAAACGAGACUACUAUCGAGGGAUGGGAAAUUGAAAGGCACAGGACGUUGUGUCGACGAGCACGAGCCCUGGGUGGCUACCUCGAAGGUCCAGAUGGUGUCAAAGUCUGGAUUAAAAAACAAGAAUUUCCAUACGAUAUUGGUGUUUGGAAUAACAUUAGAGAUGGCAUGGGUGGUAGUAAUAAUAGCACAAUAUUGAUGUCUGAAGAUGAAUCUCUCAUCUGGCCUCCACCGGACCCUGACAGGAUGUCCCGAAACACACCACAAAGGCAGGAUAGAACAACACUUCUUGGAGAUGGUCAAAAUUUUGACUAUGACGAGAUUGAGGCCUUUCAUAAGCGCCAGGAGGCAGACUAUCUACGCCAGCGAGCUGUCUCCGAAGUCCGCCGUCGAAAACCGUUUCAUAAACGGUAUAUGAAAAAGGGGGAUGAUGGCCAUCUAUCCAAUAUCUCCGACUCGGAAGACGAGGAAUUGUCCAACAGUGGAGAAGAAGGCUGGAGAAACUCGGAAGGUGAAAGGUUGAAAGAUUUUGGAGUUGAUGAAGAGGUUGAAUUCUACGAUGAGGAUGAUAUACCACUUGCCGAAUUAAUACGGCGAAAAAAACUUCGGUCAUGA
Molecule: messenger RNA, 624 nt
Organism: Trichophyton benhamiae CBS 112371
Lineage: Eukaryota; Fungi; Ascomycota; Eurotiomycetes; Onygenales; Arthrodermataceae
Product: palmitoyltransferase with autoacylation activity Pfa4, putative
Exons: 2
Coding region: 1-624 (207 amino acids)
Source: RefSeq, a predicted model, not a curated record